AUGGUGGGAGUGAGGCCCCGCAGCGCCAAGGCUGACCCUGGACCCAAACCUGCCAAGCGCCCUCGUCUCCAACUGGACCAGCCUGUUCCACAUGACCUGGAAGGGCCUAUGCAGCCUUCCAGUGACAGGCUGACCUCCGCCUCCACUUGGCCAGGACAUCCUGAGUUCUCACCCACCAGGCCGCUUGGGUCUGCACUCCUGGACUUGCCCCGGGAACACAUAGUCAUCGAGCCAGGAUCCAUCAGUCCUUCUUCGGUAAGGGACAAUGAGGUUUUGGAAUCUGCCUCUCCCUCAGAGAGGCCAUGGAUGAAUGUUCCAGCUGGCCUGACCCCAGGGCUUCAUCUCUCUUCUUCUUCAUUCCAGGACCAAGUCCCAGAUUGCUGGAGUCCUUCAGACUCUCCGAGUGCAGAGAGCUAUGAUCCGUGGUCUACCUGGAGCCUUAAAGGCAGCAUGCUGGAGCCCCUUCCAGGCUCGCCACUGCAGCCUCUCCCUCCAUCUCCUCCUUCAAGUGCACAAGAACAGCGCCCACUGAGUCCUAUGAGACCUACUCGCCCUCCGUGCAAGGCCAGGAGGCGCCUCUUCUAG
This is a messenger RNA of Rattus rattus (black rat), 585 nucleotides long. Its product is annotated as proline-rich protein 23A3-like. The transcript is spliced from 2 exons. Lineage: Eukaryota; Metazoa; Chordata; Mammalia; Rodentia; Muridae. The coding region runs from base 1 to 585 and encodes 194 amino acids. The record is from RefSeq and is a predicted model, not a curated record.